Hydatigera taeniaeformis is the source of this 627-nucleotide messenger RNA. The record is from the annotation of a GenBank genome assembly. NCBI's taxonomy places the organism in Eukaryota, Metazoa, Platyhelminthes, Cestoda, Cyclophyllidea, Taeniidae.
AUGCCUAUAGUGGAGGCUCUUGAACCGGACCCCGAAUUUGCAAUGACUUUUAAAAACUUAUUUGACACCGUACAUUUCCGUUCAUUUGCCCAACUUCAGGAACAAUUCACACGAUUCUAUGAGAUAACUGGGGCGUGCUAUAUUCGUCGUCACACUACGAAGCUCCCUCAUAAUCAUGCUGAUUGUGGAACCUGUGUUUACCGACGUCUAACGCUCGAAUGCAAACACUCCGGCACCUUCAGGAGUCGUUCUACACGUGGCGUAUCCCGGAAGUCGAAGAUGAUCAACUGUCCAUCGCGGAUGAACUUUAUCUACGACAAUGGCUUUUUAAGACUUCUGAACUACAACCUUCGACAUAACCACCUCCUCUCCCCAGUUGCUAUUCCCAGAAAUGAGCCUUGCAAUGUCGUUCCCAAACGGCGUUCACAUUUACGACAUCCAAGUAGUAAAUACGAAGACAGAGUUCCACCUGAAAUUGCGCCAAAUGCCUUCUGGCAGACAGAACCAGCUCUAGUUUCUGGGACUUCGGAUGAGAUCAAUCCACUAGUGGCCGUUUCUUCUGAGUUACCUCUGCACUCCAGUAAACUGCGCCAGUUAAUGUCUGAAAUGAGAGAUCGGUCGUGUUGA